CGCCUGGGUGCAUGCAGCCGGUUCUCCCGCCUUCAUUUCCCAUCGUGCUGAGGCGGGUGGCAUGGCGGAGAAGGAUGACACCGGAUUUUGACGAAGAGGUGGUAUUUGAGAAUUCUCCACUUUACCAGUACUUACAGGAUCUGGGACACACAGACUUCGAAGUAUGUUCUUCUCUGUCACCAAAACCAGAAAAAUGCACAGUGACAGAGGGACAACAAAAGCCUCCUGCAAGAGCCCUGCCAAAACGAGGCAUCCUGUUAAAAGUGGCUGAAACCAUCAAAAGUUGGAUUUUGGUUCAGUGCAGUAAGAAUGAUGACUUACUUCACAAGUUGGGUUUCAUCUUCAUAGGUGUGUUGAAAAGGUCAAUGAAGUGUCUUAUCAUCUACGUAGACAUCAUCUCUAGCCAGAUGGAGCCAUCCUCAUUCUUCAGUGAUACUAGGACUGUGGAUAUUGGAUUCCGACUCGACUCACUACAUACCAUCCUGCAACAGGAAGUCCUGUUACAAGAGGAUGUGGAACUGAUUGAGCUACUUGAUCCCAGUGUCCUGUCUGCAGGGCAACCUCAACAACAGGAAAAUGGACACCUUCCAACACUUUGCUCCCUGGCGACCCCUAAUAUUUGGGAUGUCUCAGUGCUAUUUGCCUUCAUUAGUUUGCUCAUUAUGCUUCCCACUUGGUGGAUUGUAUCUUCCUGGAUGCUAUGGGGAGUGAUUCUAUUUGUUUAUCUGAUCAUAAGAGCUUUGAGAUUAUGGAGGACAGCAAAACUACAAAUAACCCUAAAAAAAUACAAUGUCCAUUUGGAAGAUAUAGCAACAAAUAGCCGAGGUUUUACUAACCUCGUGAGAAAAGCUUUACGUCUCAUUCAAGAAACUGAAGUCAUUUCCAGAGGAUUUACACUUUUGCUUGACAGGGUCAGUGCUGCUUGCCCAUUUAAUAAAGCUGGACAGCAUCCCAGUCAGCAUCUCAUCGGUCUUCGGAAAGCUGUCUACAGAACUGUAAGAGCCAACUUUCAAGCAGCAAGGCUAGCUACCCUAUAUAUGCUGAAAAACUACCCCCUGAACUCUGAGAGUGACAAUGUAACCAACUACAUCUGUGUGGUGCCUUUUAAGGAGCUGGGCCUUGGACUUAGUGAAGAGCAGAUUUCAGAAGAGGAAGCACAUAACCUUACAGAUGGCUUCAGCCUGCCUGCAUUGAAGGUUUUGUUCCAACUCUGGGUGGCACAGAGUUCAGAGUUCUUCAGGCGGUUAGCCCUGUUACUUUCUACGGCUAAUUCACCUCCUGGGCCCUUACUUACUCCAGCACUUUUGCCUCAUCAUAUUUUAUCUGAUGUGACUCAAGGUCUACCUCAUGCUCAUUCUGCCUGUUUGGAAGAGCUUAAGCGCAGCUAUGAGUUCUAUCGGUACUUUGAAACUCAGCACCAGUCAGUACCCCAGCGUUUAUCCAAAACUCAGCAGAAGUCAAGAGAACUGAAUCAUGUUCACACAGCAGUACGCAGCUUGCAGCUCCAUCUGAAAGCAUUACUGAAUGAGGUAAUAAUUUUUGAAGAUGAACUUGAAAAGCUUGUUUGUACUAGAGAAACACAAGAACUAGUGUCAGAAGCUUAUCAAAUCCUAGAACAGAAAUUAAAGUUGAUUCAACCCCAUGUUCAAGCGAGCAACAGUUGCUGGGAAGAGGCCAUUUCUCAAGUGGACAAGUUGCUACGAAGAAAUACAGAUAAAAAAGGCAAACCUGAAAUGGCAUGUGAAAACCCACACUGUACUGUGGUACCUUUGAUGCAGCCUCCUCUACACAUUGCAGACAAGGAUCCAAUCCCUGAGGAGCAGGAGUUAGAAGCUUAUGUAGAUGAUAUUGAUAUGGACAGUGAUUUCAGAAAGGAUGAUUUUUAUUACUUGUCUCAAGAAGACAGAGAGAGACAGGAGCGUGAGCAUGAAGAAUCCAAGAGGGUACUCCAAGAACUAAAAGCUGUGCUGGGAUUUAAAGCAUCAGAGGCAGAAAGGCAGAAGUGGAAGCAACUUCUAUUUAGUGAUCAUGCUGUGUUGAAAUCCUUGUGUCCUGUAGACCCAGUGGAACCCAUAAGUAAUUCAGAACCAUCAGUGGAUUCACAUAUGGGGAAAGUUUGUAAAAAUGAUACUGAAGAGGAAAAUAAUAAACCCUCUACAACCGACAAUGAAAUAAGUAAUAGGACUGAGUAUUUAUGUGAAUACCCUCUAGAUGGUAAAAAUAAAGACAAUUCUGCAAAUGAAGUCUUCCUCCAAGGAGCUGAAGAAAGAGUGUAUUACCAAUGUGAGAGCGAAGAUGAGUCCCAGCAGUCUGAUGCAGGUGGCCUGGCCCCUGCCCACCCAACCCACGGGGCCUCAUCGCAGCCCUCCAUCAAGCAGAGGCUGGCACAGCUACAGCUGUCACCGGAUUUUACCUUCACUGCUGGCCUCGCUGCAGAAGUGGCUGCUAGAUCUCUCUCCUUUACUACCAUGCAGGAACAGACUUUUGGUGAUGAGGAGGAAGAACAAAUAAUGCAAGAAAAUGAAAAUGAGGUAGAAGAAAAGUAAGAACCAAGAUUUACAUUAAGGAUUUUCAAUUGUUCUUUUUUGUGAAAGUGUUUUAACUUCAAGACUAGAUAUUCCACUGGAAAGGGAAAAUGAGUGUAAGUUUACUAUAUUUAAAGCUAAGAUGUGAAUUUACAGGAAGAACCCUGGUUUGAACAACUGAUCUGAAAAUAGUAGUUUACCUGUAAAUGGCAGAUCUUUUAGGAAAAUAAGAGAAAGGUAAGGGCUCUUUUGAAUAAACUGCUAUUUUAUUUUCAGCAUAACUGAUUGAUCUUGGAAAUUCUUUAAGUAUCUUUAAUAACAAAUGAAUUUAUCAUUUCUUGCCAGAAUUUACUGCCAUAAAAUGACUGGGGUAAUUCUGUUGCAAGAACAUUAACAUUUAGUAUGGCUCCUUUUUACUGUAUUCUUGCAGUUAAUGACUGCAGCUAUCAUGUCAGUAACAAGUUGUUUGUAUUUUAUUUUUGUUUAUACCAGUCUUAAAACAAAGAUACACGUUCUGAAUAAAAAGAAAAUUGAAU
Molecule: messenger RNA, 3061 nt
Organism: Eubalaena glacialis (North Atlantic right whale)
Lineage: Eukaryota; Metazoa; Chordata; Mammalia; Artiodactyla; Balaenidae
Gene: VEZT
Product: vezatin, adherens junctions transmembrane protein
Exons: 13
Coding region: 12-2546 (844 amino acids)
Biological process (GO): cell-cell adhesion
Cellular component (GO): plasma membrane
Molecular function (GO): myosin binding
Source: RefSeq, a predicted model, not a curated record